AGUCAGUCGUCGGCAGUUCAUGUGUGCGGAUCGCUAAAAUAAGACGCGCGGUGCCAUGUUGCUCAGAGUUACUUUUGUGAUCGCCCUUGUGGUGGCUUUUGGGUACGCAGAAAGGACUCCUAGUGCCUUUGUUGGGGGAAAAUUUGUUAGUUUAGGUGAUCGUGAAGUGAUCAAUACUAUGCGCGAUCGCAACAUCACAGAACGUCCUAUUUCGCGUGAACAAUUUGAUGAGCUUACACGGAAAUUUCGCGCUAGUAUGGGACGGCUCAAACAGAAGAACCGGAAGUUGGACAUUGUCUUCCUCAUUGAUUCCAGCUCUAGCGUUGGUAGAAGGAAUUUUGCCAGUGAGGUGAAAUUUGUGAAGAAACUCCUCAGUGAUUUUCCAGUCAGCAUGAAUUUUACCCGAGUAGCCGUUGUCCAGUUUAGCUCACAUGGAAGAAUUCACCGGCACAUUGACCAGAUUUCCACGCCGAAGAAGCACAACGACAAAUGCAUGCUCAUCAAUUAUGAGAUUCUGAAGCUGAGAUUUAUUGGUGGUGGAACCUUCACAUAUGGCGCUUUGCGGGAAGCACGCGAUGUCCUGGCAAAGGCACGGAAGCACAGCCAAAAGGUGAUCUUUCUGAUCACAGAUGGCUUCUCAAAUGGGAAAGAUCCCAUACCACUGGCGAAUAAGCUCAAAAGGGACAAUGUUACGAUCUUUAGUGUGGGGAUCGCAAAUGGGAAUGUCGAGGAGCUCAAUAAGAUGUCAACGGAUCCUGCAGAAGAUCACACUUUUCUCCUAAAUAAUUUUACACAAUUUGAAAGCUUGGCGCGAAAAGCUCUUCAUGUUGAUUUCCGAAUGGGUCAGCAACUACCAACUAAUUCAUCUUUCUGUGGGAAAUUGUGCGAUCUAGAAGAUGAUUCAGAUUCAUGCUGUGAUGAGAAUGCCGAUUGUUCAUGUGGAAUCGGCUCAGGACACUACUCCUGCCUCUGUAAGCCCGGGUACUAUGGAUCAGGAUUGAGGAAUAACUGCCAUGCUUGUCCUAAUUCAACAUACUGGCACACGUGGAAUUUCUGUAAGCCCUGUCCUGAUAUCAACCACAUAACCUUAGGAGCAGCUGUUGGGAUUGAGGAGUGUGUGUGCAAGGAUGGUUUCCUCCCUGUUGAGGGGAAUCGCUGCGAAAUCAUUACAUGCCCAAAGUUAACUCCUCCCAAGAAUGGAUACUUUGUGAAGCAUCCUCAGGGUUGUGGAAAUGUCCUGAAUGCAGCAUGUGGUGCAAGGUGCAAAUCGGGGUAUCAAUUAGUUGGGAGCAGCAUAAGGCUAUGCCAACAAAAUGGAACAUGGUCAGGAAGUGAACCUGAGUGUGUCUUAAAAGCUUGCCCUUCCCUUCAAGUUCCCUACUAUGGGCAAUCCAUCUGUAGGAAUCCAGAUCUGAAUCUCGUAGCUGACUACACACCAAGAAACGUAACCUUUAUGGAAUUCUACAUGGAAGACGAGCUUCGAAUAACCGAACCAAUGCCAAUUGAUACAAAUUGUAUUUUCAAAUGUGGUCCAGGAUACUACUUGGUAGGAUCAUCAUCAAGGAAUUGUCUUCCUCUCUCGAAGUGGGAUGGCUUACAGACAACGUGCAGACAAAUCUUCUGCUCGAAACUACCAAAAAUAACUUUUGGUUCUUAUGAUCCAACGGACUGUGAUGAAAAUAAAUCAACUCAUGGAACAAACUGCACGAUAACGUGCAAUGAAGGAUUUGAACUUAAAGGUCCUGCUCAGAAAACUUGUACAGGAAAACGCAAUGGAUUCUGGACGCACAAGAACAAGCAUCCAAAAUGUGUCGAUAUCACAGCUCCGGAGAUAAAGUGCCCCAAUAAUUUCACUUUAAUUAUGGAGAAAACGGAAAACUAUGCAGUUGUCCCACAGAUUCCUGAACCAAUUGUCUCAGAUAAUUCUGGGCUGAAUAUUACGUACUGGACAAAGCCCGUUUUGGAAGCUAACACAACGAAACUAACUGCAGGAAGUCACAUUUUUACCUAUAUUGCAUCUGAUGCAUUCAGAAACAAAGCUAUGUGCAAUUUCACAAUAACCGUUGAGGAUAAGACUCCACCUGUUCUGGAUAACUGCAUUGAUCCUCCUGUUUUCCAUCUGAGGACUUAUGGAGAAAAUAAGGUGAAGGUUGAAUGGGAAGAUCCCAUUAUCUACGAUAACUCAAAUAUGAAUCUCAAUGUGACGCAAUCAAUGGAAACUGGAUACCUACAACCAGGAUCAUACCAGGUCACAUAUACUGCAGUAGAUCUUUCCAAUAAUUCCGCCUCGUGCACAAUGAAUAUCACAGUAAAAGAACUAAAAUGUGAAAAACCAAAUUUUCCUGACAACGGGAAGAUGAUUUGUGCUUCGAAUGAAACUCAAAUGUGGUGCCAUAUCAUCUGCAAUCCUGGUUUUGCUGCCUAUGACGCCUACGAUGAAUCUCACAUGGACAACCUGACGCUCUUCUGCGAUCAUGACUAUCCUCGGUGGAAAUAUGAUCCAAUGAUUGACUGCACGAAGCUUGAUCUUCCAGAGGCAGUUGAUGAAGUUCUAUCAAUCUCCUUGGAUUCUGACAUGGACUUCUGUGAAUCUGAAUAUCGAGAUGAUUUCUAUCGGGAAAUGAAGGAGUAUGCUCAUCAGGAGUUCUGUGGAAAUCAACCAAACUGUGAGGUUGUUACUGAGAUCCCAGUUUGUACAACUGAGCACAUUCCUGAAGACCCCGAUUUGGAGAAGAACGUCUACCAUGUUGUAGAGAAGAGGGAAAUCUCAAGUGGAACACGUAAGAAUCGACGAAGGAAUCGAAUGCAUUUAAGAGUUAGCGUUGUCAGCAAGCAAGGAAGACGAGGAAGCUCUGAGAUUAGAGAAAACAAUUCAAGGAAGCUGAGAACAGGACAGGAAUAUUUCAACAAAGGAAAGUUUGCAGAUUUGAGGGUCAAUGUAGGCGAAAUGACCCUAAAUGAAAUCUAUAAAUGCCCUAAUGGUAGCGUCCUUAAGAAGCAAUACUGCGUUCAAUGUCCUAGAGGAACCUAUCACAAUGCUACAAAUAAUUCCUGCCAAGUUUGCCUUAAGGGAACUUACUCAGAAUCAGCUGGACAGCUUGAAUGUCAAGCCUGUCCUCCGCAUCAUUCAACACGACGCGACAGCAACAAAGAUGCAAGUAGCUGCCUGCAGCAAUGUCCUCCGGGAACAAUGGCGCGCCUCAAAGCAUCCAAAAGAGGAAAUGGAACUCAAACACUGCACAAAACUUUCAUGCCGUACUGUAAAAAAUGUCCUCCAGGAGAGUAUCAAUCUUUGUACGAUCAAGCUCGCUGCGAACUGUGUCCUGAUGGAUUUAUAUCACCCCGAGGAGCUAAAUCUUUCACUGAUUGUGCCCCUAGGAGGCUCUACCCAUGCCAGUUAGCUGAGCCUGUAUGUGGGCCAAAUGGUGCCUGUAUUCCUGAUGCGAAGAAUCCUUAUUUGUACAGUUGUACAUGUUCAGCAGGCUUCCAAGGUUCUCACUGUGAACAGCACGUAGAUUUGUGCCUUUCCUCGCCAUGCUUGAAUGGAGGAAUCUGCCAUCAUGUUAGUACAAUAGAAAUCGGUUGUCAGUGUCCUGAGGUGUUUACUGGAAGCUUCUGUGAAGAGUUGGUAACUCCUUGUUCAAAUAUUUCCUGCCAGAAUGGAGGAAUGUGCUUCGAGACGGGCGAAAAAGGUGUCUGUGAAUGUCCUGAAGGAUUCAUCGGAGACUUAUGUGAAAACGAAAUUAAUCAUUGUUCAACGAAUCCAUGCGAAGUAGGGGAAUGUAGGAGUACCCAAGAAGGCUACCUCUGCAUCUGUCCUCCUGGAAUUAUCGGAAGAAGAUGUCAUCUACGUCCCUGUGACUACUUUCCAUGCCACACUAAUCAAAUCUGUAUCGAUCUACCUCAUAUUGCCGCCAAUAAGUCAAGCUACAUCUGCCGUUGUCCGAAUGGCCUUAAAGGAAUCAACUGUACAGAAAUUGAUAAUCCGUGCGAUAGGAUUCCUUGCAAGAAUAACGCCCUGUGUGAACCUCUUGCCCUUCGAAAUGGACUACAUGACGAUAGGAAUGAAAGCAUCUUCUUGGAGUACACCUGCACAUGCCCGCCUUACUUCUACGGCAACCUGUGUCAAUCACUCGUAACUCCAGACUAUGUUCUCCAAUUUUCUAAACCUCAUACAACGAACUACGCGAUCCUUCCGGGUCCAAAUCGCGAUCUUGAGCAAUUCACAGUAUGUACGUGGAUAAAAAGUGAAGAUGAUCACAACUACGGCACAAUAAUCUCCUAUGCAACAGAAGGACAAGACAACAUGCUGACGCUAACAGACUACAACGGACUAGCACUGUACGUAAAUGGAAGCUUUAGUGUAUCCGACAUUGUCGUGAAUGACGGGCACUGGCACUUUAUCUGUGCAACAUGGAUGAGUAAGGAAGGCUCAUACCAGAUGUACUCUGACGGGAUUCUCCAGCAUCACGGGUACAACCUCAGCUCAAGCAAUGCCGUUGAAAAUGGAGGUAUCCUCAUUUUGGGACAAGAACAGGAUACAAUUGGAUCGGGAUUCAGUGAUUCGGAAACAUUUAUCGGUGAAAUUGCUUAUUUGGAUGUUUGGGAUCGUGUUUUGGAGCUUCAAGAAGUGCAGGAAUUUUACUCAUCUUGCCACCCAUACCAUGGGAAUCUCUACUCCUGGAGUGACUUCAAAACUCACAUCAAAGGCGAUGUUGUAAUCCAAGAGUCGCCUUUCUGCAAACCUUGUCCCAAAAAUCUCAUCCUUAACAAUGGAGCUGUUAACUAUUUUGCCAACCGAGCCAUCUACACGUGUAAUGAUGGAUUUACCCUGGAAGGAGGUUUGCCAAUUAGGAAUUGCUUGAGGACUGCAGAGUGGCAACAACCAGAACCAAGUUGCACGAUUGUGGAUUGUGGUCCACUCUAUAAUAUUCCAAAUGGCUAUGUAAUGGCUGAAAGAACAACUUUCGGUUCAGCUGCUACCUACGCCUGCAAUCGUGGCUAUGAAAUGCAGAAUGGAAGUGAUAUUCGUCUAUGUGAAAGUACAGGACAAUGGUCAGGAACUCCUCCUCAAUGUAUAGAGAAGAAGUCCUGCCCUGCAGUUGAGGCCCCAAAGGGAGGUCAUGCAGUGUACUCUGUGGUGGCGGUGCGUGGAAAAUACACCCCUGGGACAUUUAUUGAGUUCGAGUGUGGCAAUGAGACCACCCUACAGGGGCAGAGCUUUAUUGUGUGCGAGGAAAGUGGUGAGUGGGAUGCAGAAGCACCUCAGUGUAUCCCACAGUCAGUUGAAUCCUUUGAGGUGGAAAUUGUUACAAAGCCACCUGAAGCGGAAAUCCUUCCUGUUCUCACCAAGGAGGAUUUUUGGGGUGCACUGCGGACAUUCCUCUAUCAGGGAUGCACAACACAGAGGGAGAUUAAUCAGCUGUGUAAAUUAUAUAAGGAGGUGGAGCUGAGUGAUCUCGGCGAAGUGCCCAUGGAACAAUCUCAGAGCGAUGAAGCACGACUCCUUGGUGCCAUUCAAGCCACCCUAAGUGGGAAUACACGAGAGAAUUUUACAGUUGACAACGUAUUGGGGAAGAUUUUCACAGAUGGGCAAAUUGCGAAGGAGGAGGAGGACUUGUACAGGAUGCUCUUCUGCUUCACCAUGGAUUUAGUCAUUUGGAAUACGCAGUACUACUUUGGAGAGGACAAACCUACAAUGGAGGAUGAAUCCUUGGAUGCCAGUGAGAAGCUUCCAUUAGCCCUAGUUGAGAUCCUCAAUCCCGUCUAUGAGAACUACGUGAAAGCUCUGGAAGCCAAGCAGAAUCCCCCAUCGUGCCAAGAACAGUUUCUCCCCCAAAUUGAACAUUCGAGGAUUGUGGAUAUUUUCAAUGCAGCCGGUCAGAGUCAAUCCAGCAUGAGUGAUUCCCUCCCCAUUGGCACAAGGGUGAUUUUCGCAUGCGAAGAGGGUUUCCACAUGAAUGGGGAAUGCGUGGCUGAAUGCAAUGCUAACGGGCAGUGGGUCACUCAGCAGGAGGGGGUUUGCUUGAGAAAAUGCAACGCACCAUCAAUACCACGCGAUAUGAAUCUCGAGAAUUCCACGAACAAUGUCUUCAUUGUUGGUCACAGAGCAAAGCUCAAUUGUUCCGGAGGACUCACAAUGAAGGGUCAGCCGUACAUUGAAUGCUUACCCACAGGAAUGUGGACUAAUGUUACGAUGAAGUGCAUAGAUGAGGAUUAGAAUAUCAUUAUGGGGUCAAGCAGAGAGGUCAAGCAACAUCCCCAUGAGCAGCCAUUAGCUUGUGCAGCUAAUAAAUUUUAUACUUAUAAAUUGUACCUAAAUAAUAUGAGAAAAUUUAAUGCUAAAUGAAAGGAAACAGGGGCAUGGCCAGGGAGGGUGUAUGGGUGUCUAAACGCUCCCUCAAAAAGUUCAGGAAAUUCAGACUUUUUUUUAAAAGUUAAAAGAAAAUAUUUUCAUUACCAAAAAUUACAUUAAAAAAUGAUUUUUCAAAUAAUCAAAAGAAAAGGUCAAACCAGCGAACAGAAACAACAAACGUUAAAAAAUAUGUCAAACGUAAGAAAAGAAGGAUCAAACGUUAAAAAAAUGUCAAAUGUUGAAAACUAAAUUUCAAACGUUAAAGAAUUGUCAAACGUAUAAAAAAAACGUCAAAUAUUUUCAAAGAAAUUUCAAGCGUUUGAAAAUACAAGUCAAAAUUAGAAGAGACAUGUUCAAAAAUAUGUCAAACGUAAGAAAAAAAAAUUCCUAACGUUAAAAAUAAACGUAAAAUGUUGAGAAAGAAACCUCAGACUUUUAAAAACUUUAAAAAUUUGUUAAACGUGAAAAAAACAUCAUACGUUAAAAAUAAAUGUCAAAUAUUUAAUAUUGACAUCAAACGUUAGAAGAGAAAUGUCAAUCAUUUGCAAAUAAAUAUAAAUUCGUUUCUAAAAUCAA
Lutzomyia longipalpis is the source of this 6931-nucleotide messenger RNA. Its product is annotated as sushi, von Willebrand factor type A, EGF and pentraxin domain-containing protein 1-like. Gene Ontology annotation, molecular function: calcium ion binding; G protein-coupled receptor activity. Lineage: Eukaryota; Metazoa; Arthropoda; Insecta; Diptera; Psychodidae. The record is from RefSeq and is a predicted model, not a curated record. The transcript has 7 exons. Gene Ontology annotation, cellular component: membrane. Bases 56 to 6220 code for a protein of 2054 amino acids.